AUGCCUGUUGAACCUGCCGCGCCUGAGCGGGCCGAGGAGUUGAGGGAGAACUACGACAAGAUCGUGAGGGAGGUGGAGCAGGCGACGCAGCGGCGAGGAGCGGGUCCGACUCCUCGACUGGUCACGGUUUCAAAGUACAAGCCUGCAUCGGACAUUCUGGCGCUGUACGAGCAUGGCGUACGACACUUUGGCGAGAACUACCCGCAGGAGCUCGAGGGAAAGGCGCAGGAGCUGCCAAAGGAUAUCGCUUGGCACUUUAUCGGUACAUUACAGUCAAACAAGUGCAAGAUGCUCGCCGCCAUUCCCAACCUCUUCGCCAUCGAGACCCUCACCUCCGUCAAAGCCGCCAACCACCUCCACAACGCCCUCUCCUCCGCGCCCUCGUCCCGCUCCGAACCCCUCAACGUCUUCAUCCAGAUCAACACCUCUGGCGAAGAGCAGAAAUCCGGUCUCGCUGCCUUGACAUCCUCGUCCUCCUCUGGCGAGGCAGUUGACCUCGCUCUGCACAUCCUCGACAAGUGUCCGACCCUGCGACUGAGAGGAGUGAUGACGAUCGGCUCGCUCGACGCGUCGAAGUCUGCGAUGCCCAAUCCCGACUUUGAGCGGCUGACAGAGACGCGCGACCGGCUCGUCGAGGUUCUGCGGUCCAAGGCGCAGUCAGACGGUGCGAGCGAGGGUUUGCGGAAGGGCGUCGAGCAGAUUGAGCGGGACGGCGGCCUCGAGUUGAGUAUGGGCAUGAGCAGCGAUUUCGUCGAGGCGAUUGAGCAGGGGUCGACGAAUGUGAGGGUCGGGUCGAGCAUCAUGGGGUCACGCCCGCCGAAGCAGUAG
Messenger RNA from Rhodotorula toruloides NP11, 828 nucleotides. Its product is annotated as proline synthetase associated protein. Gene Ontology annotation, molecular function: pyridoxal phosphate binding. The transcript has 4 exons. NCBI's taxonomy places the organism in Eukaryota, Fungi, Basidiomycota, Microbotryomycetes, Sporidiobolales, Sporidiobolaceae. Bases 1 to 828 code for a protein of 275 amino acids. The record is from RefSeq and is a predicted model, not a curated record. Gene Ontology annotation, cellular component: intracellular anatomical structure.